AUGGAUAUAUUUAAGCAACUCCAAAUAAAUAUUCCAUUCGCCGAAGCAUUAGAACACAUGCCAAAAUAUGCAAAAUUCUUGAAGGACAUUCUCACCAAAAAGAAAAGAUAUUCGGACAAUGAAACUAUUAUGCUUGAUGCUCAAUGUAGUGCCAUCAUUCAAAGAACUCUUCCAAGAAAAGAAACCGAUCCGGGACGAGUCAUCUUACCGGUCACCAUUGGAGGUACUUACAUCGGCAAUGGUCUAAUUGAUUUGGGUUCUAGCAUUAAUCUCAUUCCUCUGUCUAUCAUAAAGAGAUUGGGGAAUAUUGAAAUGAAGUCUACCCGAAUGACAUUACAACUAGCCGAUAAGUCCACAACCUCACCUUAUGGAGUUGCUCAAGACAUAUUGGUAAAAAUGGACAAAUUUUUGUUUCCGGUAGAUUUUGUGGUGGUAGAUAUGGAGGAAGAUAGGGAUGUCCCGUUGAUUCUUGGAAGGCCAUUUAUCAAAACAGCCCGGAUGAUGAUAGACAUCGAUGACUGA
Vicia villosa (hairy vetch) is the source of this 522-nucleotide messenger RNA. RefSeq lists its product as uncharacterized. The transcript has a single exon. The record is from RefSeq and is a predicted model, not a curated record. The coding region runs from base 1 to 522 and encodes 173 amino acids. NCBI's taxonomy places the organism in Eukaryota, Viridiplantae, Streptophyta, Magnoliopsida, Fabales, Fabaceae.